Molecule: messenger RNA, 1131 nt
Organism: Indicator indicator
Lineage: Eukaryota; Metazoa; Chordata; Aves; Piciformes; Indicatoridae
Product: alcohol dehydrogenase 1-like
Exons: 9
Coding region: 1-1131 (376 amino acids)
Biological process (GO): retinoic acid metabolic process; retinol metabolic process
Cellular component (GO): cytosol
Molecular function (GO): zinc ion binding; all-trans-retinol dehydrogenase (NAD+) activity
Source: RefSeq, a predicted model, not a curated record
AUGGCCACUUCUGGAAAAGUGAUCAGAUGCAAAGCUGCUGUUGCUUGGGCCGUGGGCAAACCACUCUCUGUGGAGGAGGUGGAAGUUGCACCCCCAAAGGCAGGUGAAGUUCGUAUCAAGAUGGUGGCAACUGGCAUCUGUCACUCAGAUGAAAUCCUUAGGGAAGGUGGCAUUGCCAAUAUAGAUUUCCCAGUUAUCCCAGGUCAUGAAGGAGCAGGGAUUGUGGAGAGCACUGGAGAAGGAGUGACCUCUGUGAAACCAGGUGACAAAGUCAUUCUCCUCUGUGUUCCUCAAUGUGGAAAAUGCAUCUUCUGCCUGAAUCCUGAGUCUAACUUCUGCCUCAAGGCUCACUUAUAUGAAUCACAGUGUGUGCUACCUGACAAGACCACCCGGUUCACUUGCAAAGGGAAGCAGAUCCACCACUUCUUUUGGGUCAGCACCUUUGCAGAAUACACUGUGGUACCGGAGUAUGCUGUUGCCAAGAUUGAUGCUGCUGCACCUCUGGACAAAGUCUGCUUGCUUGCCUGCGGGUUUCCCACAGGAUAUGGGGCUGCCAUCAACUCUGCCAAGGUAAAACCGGGCUCCACCUGCGCUGUCUUUGGCCUCGGAGCAGUUGGCCUCUCUGUUGUCAUGGGCUGCAAGGCAGCUGGAGCUUCCCGCAUCAUUGCCAUUGAUAUCAACAAGGAUAAGUUUGCCAAGGCCAAGGAGCUGGGAGCCACUGACUGCAUCAACCCUCAAGACUUCCAGAAGCCCAUCCAUGAGGUGCUCAUUGGGAUGACCGGCUACGGGGCGGACUACACCUUUGAGGCCGUUGGGAAGCAAGAUACCUUGGCUGCUGCCAUGACUUCCUGCAAAGUGAGCACUGGCACGUGCAUAAUGGUUGGAGUACAGAAAGCUGGUUCAAUGCUUGCAAUUGACCCUAUGCUUCUGCUGAGUGGGCGUGCAUGGAAGGGGACUAUGCUUGGAGGUUGGAAGAUGAGAGAUUCUGUCCCCAGAUUAGUUUCCAGCUAUUUGGAGAAGAAAUUCAACUUAGAUGUGCUAAUCACCCACACGCUGCCCUUCACUAAAGUCAAUGAGGGACUGGAGUUGUUACGUGCAGGGAAAAGCGUUCGCACUGUCCUGCUCUUCUGA